Messenger RNA from Eurypyga helias (sunbittern), 1514 nucleotides. It is a transcript of the gene RBM15, whose product is annotated as RNA binding motif protein 15. The transcript is spliced from 3 exons. The record is from RefSeq and is a predicted model, not a curated record. Gene Ontology annotation, molecular function: mRNA binding. Gene Ontology annotation, cellular component: nucleus. Gene Ontology annotation, biological process: regulation of alternative mRNA splicing, via spliceosome. Bases 1 to 1239 code for a protein of 412 amino acids. NCBI's taxonomy places the organism in Eukaryota, Metazoa, Chordata, Aves, Eurypygiformes, Eurypygidae.
AUGGCGCACCGGGCUAAGUUGGCCAUGUCGGGAAAGGUGCUUCUGCGCAACCCCAUCAAGAUUGGGUAUGGUAAAGCCACUCCGACCACCCGGCUUUGGGUGGGUGGCCUUGGGCCCUGGGUGCCCCUUGCUGCCCUGGCCAGGGAGUUUGAUCGGUUUGGCACCAUUCGCACUAUCGAUUAUCGCAAAGGUGAUUCCUGGGCCUAUAUCCAGUAUGAGAGCUUGGAUGCGGCACAGGCGGCGUGCACCCACAUGCGUGGUUUAGACCGCGACAGAGACCUUUAUCCUGAGACAGAGUGGGUGCCCCCCCCACCCCCUGUACGGGAUAGGAGUAAUCGGGCAGCUGCCUAUGACCCACUGGAAAGCCUCGAGCGCCGCCGGGAUGGUUGGUCCUUGGAGCGGGACCGAGGGGAGAGGGAGUUGGGCAGUAGUAGUAGGGAUCAGCCUAGGAAACGGAGACUGGGGGAGGAUGGAGGCCGGCACUUGGACCGCUCUCCGGACAGCGAGCGCUCUUCUUCCUCCCGUAAACGUCACUGUUUAGCCACAACCUCUCCACCGGACCGCAGCCCCGAGCUCCUUGGAGGGAGGGAGCGUUACAGUAGUGAUCCUGAGCGCUCGUCCUCCCGCUUGCUCCUCUUGGAGCGGCCUUCGCCCGUCCGGGAAUCGCGCAGGGGCAGCCUGGAGCGGGGUCAGAACGAAAAGCGCGACCGCAAGAAUUCUGCUGAACGAGAGCGGAAGCAUCGCGCUUCUGCCAACAGCAACUUCCCGUCCAAUAUGCAUCUGCUUCAGGGGGACCUCGGCGUUGCCAGCAGCCUCCUCGUGGAGGGAGCGACUGGGGGGAAAGUAGCUCAGCUCAAGAUCACCCAGCGUCUUCGUCUGGACCAGCCCAAACUGGACGAGGUCAAUCGUCGCAUCAAAGUUGCGGGUCCCAAAGGCUACGCCAUCCUUUUGGCUGUGCCUGGUGCAUCAGACAACCGCUCUGCAGCUGGAGCUGCCGAGGCCACCACCACCUCCACCCAGAGGCCGCUCAGGAAUCUGGUGUCCUAUCUAAAGCAAAAGCAGGCUGCUGGGGUGAUCAGCCUCCCCGUGGGGGGUAACAAAGACAAGGAGAACAGCGGGGUCCUGCACGCCUUUCCACCCUGCGAUUUCUCCCAGCAGUUCCUGGACUCCACGGCCAAGGCGCUGGCCAAAUCAGAGGACGACUAUCUGGUCAUGAUCAUUGUCCGUGGGGCGUCCUAAGGCCCUCGUGUUCUCUGUACCCAACCCUGCCUACUCCUCCACACAGCCCCUCCAGCGUGUGCCAGGUGCUAUGGGAUACAGCCUUAGCCAGCCCUGUCGUUAUUUUAAAUUAGAUCUUUGUUUGUAGGUGACUUUCCCUGCCUGUUUUUCUGUUACGACAUUUUUCUAUAAGGUUAGAAGCCAGAAGGAUUGGUUAGCCGUUAGCGUGAAUAGGGUAUUUUGAGACUCCCAUCUCAGUGGGGAUAGCGGGGAGGCGAGGCCUGCUUUGAUUUACA